AGACGAACAAGGAAGUUUGAAUCCAAAAAACAAGAUGUUCAACAUGCAAAAAUUGAUUUGCAUUGCGGUUGUGUUUCUAAUUACCUCCAGUCUUUCGAAGACGCGUCGAAUUGUAUUAGAUGAGCCUCCGACUGAGAAUUGGAUAAUGUACAUAGCUACGUCCCAAGAUAUUCCAGAAAACAAAUACAAAUGGCCAGUGGAAAACGAUCAAGGGCAGGUUGUCAUUGAUCUCGACAGUUCUAAAAGGAUGACAUUUGGUCCGUAUUCUACCUUGAAAGAUGCGAAGAGCAACAUAAUCUUGGGUAUGAUCUUUCCCUAUGGCAUGAGCUCUAAUUGGGAAGAUCGUUGGGUUCAAAGAAACACGACCGUUUUGCAUGCUAAAUGUCGAGAAUACAAUGGGUUGAAACCUUCGAUUCCUAAAAACGUUACUUUGGGACAAUAUAAGGAUAUACGUUACUCAAAAAUCGAAUGUUUCUUGAACAACAUUUCUAGGCCAUUCAUAGAGAGUCUUAUUCACCUAAGAUGGUUAGAUUUAGCGAACAACAAUAUUACUGAAAUUGAUCAGCAUGCGUUUGAUGAUUUGAUUGCAUUGGAAGAGUUAGUCUUAACCAGAAAUCCAAUAAGGUUCCUUCCUAAUGGACUAUUUUGUACCAUGCCCAAAUUGAAGACACUGAAGUUGGACAACUUAAACCUGACUGGAUUCCCAACCGAUGCGUUUCAUCCUAACAUAGACACAGCACACAACCAAUCCAAAGCGACAUGCCUGGGUAAUCUCCAAGAUCUUGAUUUUUCAAAUAAUAAAUUGAUUACCAUUUUAAAUGGUUCUUUUUCUGGAAUGGAUAUGCUGGUAAACCUUAAUCUUUUCAAUUGCUCCAUACAUACAUUGGGAGCGAAUGCUUUCGAUGGCUUAGCGAAUAUACAAAUUUUAAACCUUGAAGUGAACCUGAUAAAAGAAUUACCAGUAGACAUAUUUUCGAGGAUGUCCAAAUUAAACUCACUUGGACUCGGUGUGAACAACAUUACUCAUUUUUCUUUCGAUUUACUUGCGCAAUGUGAAGAGUUGGUAUUUGUUUACCUAGAGAUGAAUGGAAUGGAACGCCUAGGCGGAAGUAUUAUGAACAACACUCGGCUCGAAUUUCUAUCAUUGCAAGACAAUGCCAUCGGAUCUUCACCUUUUAAUGCGUUCUAUUCUAAUGAAGCAAAAUCUCUUGACCUAACCAAUUGUGAUAUAUCAACCAUUCAUCCAGAUGAUUUGUUCAUGCCAAAUCUAAUGGUAUUAAGAUUAAAUAGCAAUAACUUGACAUUUCUGGGAAACUACACAUUUCUUCAUCUAGGUAAUCUUAGAUUUUUGAACCUAACGAGCAAUAGCAUUGCAGAAUUUGGUGCACUAGCAUUUGCAGGUCUGAAACAACUUAAAUAUCUUUUGCUGGAUAACAAUAAUGUCAGCCAGAUUCCAUCUGGAUUUGUUAAAGAACUGCAAUCUUUGAAAUUCUUGUCACUGAGACAUAAUAAUAUUCUUAGCCUAGAUGGAACAAUGUUUGAAGGCAUUGGCUUGUUGGAAGAAAUAUACCUAAACAAUAACAUGAUUCAAAGAAUUGAAAGAGACACAUUCAAGCACUGUGGAUUGCUUAAAAAUAUUACACUUCAGUGGAAUCACAUAGAUACCAUACAAUAUGGUACAUUUGGACACAUACGCGACUCAUUAAAACUAAUAGAUCUGAAAGGGAACAACUUAAAUUCACUGCCAGAAAAUAUAUUCACAGGAUUUUUACAUUUACAUGGCAUCGAUCUCUCUCAUAACAAAAUCGCCAAUCUAUCUAGGAAUCUAGUUGAUGGUUGUUCAAGUUUGGAAGUAUUAAUUUUAAGUUACAAUCAGCUGAAAGUGUUCAACGUUUCAUUGGAGUCAAUGACUAAUUUAAGGGCAUUAAUUAUUAGGA
Molecule: messenger RNA, 1937 nt
Organism: Owenia fusiformis
Lineage: Eukaryota; Metazoa; Annelida; Polychaeta; Sabellida; Oweniidae
Source: the annotation of a GenBank genome assembly